UUUCCGUUACUUCAAUAUUUUAUUUUAUAUAAAAUGUGGUCCAUUAUUUUUGUUUUAAUCUAUACUGGAAUAUUAGGUACCUCGGGAGUUCCAGAGGAUGACAAUGACGAAAAUACUGGAAUUGGUAUUUCGGAGGAUCCAGAUUCACCUUGUGGUCUCGGAAAAAUUAUUUAUGGUGGUAUUGGAUUCACGAAUGCACGACAAGGAGCAUUAUUUAAUGAUGCUUAUUUACCAUCAUGUAGUUGUUAUCAAGAUUUAUUCGAGAAGCAAAAAAAUUAUAUUUAUGACGAUUUGGCAAUACAUCGUGCUAAAAGUGGACCUGGUGGAUAUGGAGAGUUUGAGGGAUACGGAGAUGGCGAUAUAAUAAUGCCUGGAGUAAAUUGCGUUGAUAAAAGCCAUGACUCAGCAAAUGAACCAGAAAAACCUAAAAUUGUUUACAAGAUAAAUUUGAAUAGAACUGUUAUGACCAUAAAAGAAAAUGAAUAUUUUACAGCCGGACCAGAUAAUGAUAACAAAAAUUCAUAUGAAUAUAUUGCAUUUAUUAAAGAAGUUAAUGAUGAAAGUCCACUUAAAAUAGCUAAAGUAUCAUUAAAAAAUGAUAAAAAUAAUGUUUACGAUUCUACGGAUAAUACUGCUGGUGAGAAUAUGAAGGAUAUUUGUGAAUCACAUACCAAGAGAUCAAUAGAAGAUAAUUUAUUAAAAAUUUUAAAAUCUGCUAUUUUAGAUGACUCGAGUUGUCCUAUAACUGAAGGUUCGAAAUUUUCGACGCCAAAAAAUAUUAAUCCGUUUCUGCUGACGUUUAGUCAAAAAAUGCCUUGUGGUAAUUAUCUAUUAAAUUAUCAAUUAGAUACCCCAGACACUACGGGAGCUUUGAUCCUUUAUUUUAUUUUUGAAAUAUCAGAAGAAGACGAUUGUACUGCUGACUAA
Molecule: messenger RNA, 927 nt
Organism: Microplitis demolitor
Lineage: Eukaryota; Metazoa; Arthropoda; Insecta; Hymenoptera; Braconidae
Exons: 5
Coding region: 34-927 (297 amino acids)
Source: RefSeq, a predicted model, not a curated record